This is a messenger RNA of Paramecium sonneborni, 929 nucleotides long. NCBI's taxonomy places the organism in Eukaryota, Ciliophora, Oligohymenophorea, Peniculida, Parameciidae. The record is from the annotation of a GenBank genome assembly.
AUUAAUGUUUUGCAUAUGUGGUCCAAGAGAAACUGGCAAUAAUGAAAAGAGUCAAUAAAGUGUGAACUAAUAAAUAGCAACUAGCCUUUAAGCAAAUAUGAGGAGGAAAUCAAUGAAGCCAUGUAUAAAUUAGGAUUAAUAUGUAAAUAUAGAAGAUAGUAUAAAUUAAUGUAAUUUAUUGUUAAGAAGUAGAUUUCAGAUAAAAAAGUGAUUAAUAAAUGGAUUUUAAGGAAUAUACAGAUUUUAUCAAUGAUUAUUUUCAGGGAAAUAACUAACAGUCAUAAAACUAAUUGGAAAAUAAUACUGAACUAUCAGCGAUUAAAUUUGAAGUAAGCAUAAGUGUAAUUUAGGAAACAAAGACAAAUACUGAUCGAAUGAGAUUAUUACAUCUUGGAGAUGGGUUGUUAGCUAGAAUAAUUAGCAUCAAUUAAACUAAUACGUCAUCAUACAAAGAUUCAUUUUCACCAUUUAUAAUUAAAGUUUUGUAAGAAACAAAGAGAUUUUAUGAUGUAAAACAAUUAUAUAAAUCUUAGAUUAAUCCUAUUUAUGAAGUCUAAUUUGUAAAGCAAUUAAUACCACAUUUUAUAACAGAACAAACUUACUAAAGAGUAAAGAAUGAUAAAUUACUAAUUGCUCAUGAUCCAACAGGGAGUUUCUUAAUUAAGCACGCACUUUCAAGUUAAGAAGUCUAUUACAUAUAAGAAUCAAAAACGUAUCGAAAUAUAUUAAAUAAUGCUUUAAAUAUUUUAAAAUUAAAAGAUAAAGUAAAUUACAUAUUUAAAUCAGAUAUCACUGAAAAAUUAGAUACAGUUUUACUAAGUAAUUCUGUUAAUAAUUUUUAGAUUUAUUUCACAUUUAAGAUACACCUAUAUCUUUUGUUAUUCAAGAAUACUUAACUUUAGCUCAUGAUAUGAUAAUCAUAUUAUCUC